Puntigrus tetrazona (Sumatra barb) is the source of this 3440-nucleotide messenger RNA. Its product is annotated as gastrula zinc finger protein XlCGF57.1-like. Gene Ontology annotation, cellular component: nucleus. The record is from RefSeq and is a predicted model, not a curated record. Lineage: Eukaryota; Metazoa; Chordata; Actinopteri; Cypriniformes; Cyprinidae. Gene Ontology annotation, molecular function: RNA polymerase II cis-regulatory region sequence-specific DNA binding; DNA-binding transcription factor activity, RNA polymerase II-specific. Bases 314 to 1954 code for a protein of 546 amino acids. Gene Ontology annotation, biological process: regulation of transcription by RNA polymerase II. The transcript is spliced from 2 exons.
UGACGUCACAUUCCCGCGACACGUUAGUAACGCGACAGCUGCAUUUUUUUGGACGAGUUUCGAAGUUGUAAACCCGAUUAAAGUGGAGUUUUGUUGCAAUUCCCAGCGUCGUGUUAGACAGCACAUCUCGGCGCCGACUGUAACGGCACAACACCUGAAACAUGUCAGACGUCGUUUUGAAAACGGAGGUUAAAGAGGAGAGUGAAGACGCGGGGUACGAAGAAGCGCACAGAACCAAGACUGUAGAUGCAAAAGUGUUCAGAGAUAAAGAAACAAGUUGGUGACCGAUCUUUAUUCUGAAUACUGAGAUCUUAUGGAAAUCAAAGAGGAAAGUGAAGAGCUGAACGAAGUGGAGGAGAAGCGUCAGAAUCCUAAUCACUUCACAACUGGAGUAAAUGGUUUGAAAAUUGAAAAGAAUUUCUCAGAAACAAAGACAGAAGCCAUAAAAUCUUUCACCUGCCCUCAGUGUGGAAAGCAUUUCUCCUCUAAAGGAAACCUUAAUGUGCACCUCAAAAUCCACACGGGAGAGAAGCCUUUCACCUGCUGUCAGUGUGGGAAGAAUUUUGCCACUAAAGGAAAUCUUAAUGUACACAUAAGAAUCCACACGGGAGAGAAGCCUUUCACCUGCCUUCAGUGUGGAAAGAGUUUCCCGUUUAAAGGAAGGCUUAAUACGCACGUAAGAAUUCACACUGGAGAAAAACCUUUCACCUGUCCUCAUUGUGGAAGGAGUUACCAGUGUAAAACAUACCUUAAUAGGCACAUGAAAAUUCACGAAGCCCAGAACCCUUUCACCUGUCCUCAGUGUGGAAAAACAUUCACGAUGAAAGAAGGCUUGAAACGUCACACGAGAAUUCACGCGGGAGCCAAAUCUUUCACCUGUCCUCACUGCGGGAAGACUUUUACGCAUAAGAGAAACCUUCAAUCGCACGUAAAGAUUCACGAUGGAGAUCGAUCUCCGCUGUGCGUCGAGAAAGGCGAUCGUUUCGGUACGCGCGACACGAAAGGAAAUAUCGAAAGGACACCUUUCGCUUGCCCUCAAUGUGGCAGGAGUUUCAAAGACAAAGAAAACUAUAAUGCCCACUUCAAAAUUCACAUCGGAGAAGAGCUUCUCGGAUGCAACCGCUGUGGGAAGAGUUUCCCGUGUGAAGAGUAUCUCAGCAGACACAUGCAAGUCCACGGAGAACAGCCUUUCGCUUGCUCUCAGUGCGGAAGUUGUUUCGCAGACAGAAGAAGCCUUAAGAAACACGCGAGGACUCACGCUGGAGAAAAACCUUUCACGUGUUCUCAGUGCGGGAGGAGUUUUACGCGUAAAGAAGCUUUUAAUGUGCACGAACGAGCUCAUAACGGAGAAAAGCCUUUUAGAUGCCUUCAGUGCGGAAAGAGUUACCCGUAUGACCGAUGUCUUAAGAGGCACGUCAAAACUCACGCCAAGGAGAAGCCUUUCACCUGCUCUCUGUGUGGGAGAACAUUCACGGAGAAAGGAAGCCUUAAGGUUCACAUGACGAUCCACACCGGAGAGAAACCUUUCGGGUGCUCGCAGUGUGGGAAGAGGUUUAGACGUAAAGGAGGACUUAAUGAGCACAUGAGAAUUCACACCGGAGAGAAGCCGUACACGUGCCUCCAGUGCGGAAAGGCUUUCGCCGUUAAAGGAGGAUAUAAUUUGCACAUGAGAACUCACACUGGAGAAAAGCCCUACGCCUGUCAUCUGUGUGGGAAGAGUUUCGUACUAAAAGCGAUACUUCAUAUGCACGUGCGAGUUCACACCGGAGAGAGGCCUUUCGUGUGCGUUCACUGCGGGAAAAGAUUCCGGCGGAAAGUUAACCUUAAUCUGCACACCAGGCUUCACACUGGAGAGAGGCCUUUCGCGUGCCGGCACUGUGGGAAUACUUUCACGUGGGCAAAAAGUCUCAAACAACACGUAUCGCGCUUCUGUAAGGUUGUUCGGCGCCGAUAAAGACGGUACACGCUUUUAAUUGAGCAGCAGCCCACUUGAAAGUCCACGCAAAUGAGAAGCCUGUUUUUAGGGAAAGUGCUUUAAAAAGAGAACAAGGCAAAACAUCGAUUCUAGUGCUCGUGUCUGCUCGGAGAGUAAGAAGACCUCAAGUAGCGGUGAAUUCACCCCCAAAAAAAUCCUUGCUGGAGAAAGAGUGCAAGUGUUCGUAUCGUGGAAAGAUUUUGCUUCAGUCAGGUUAAAUGUAAACGCUCGCUAGAGAAGAUGUACAUCUUAAUGGAAGAGGAUUAGGGCCGAGCAAUAAAAAAAAUUAAACCAUGUUGAGAUUACAUUUUGAGAGAAAACUAAAUAAAAUAUUUAGAAUAAACUACAUUAGGCUAAAAAACACCAACCUAUCUGGAUUCAUGACGUAAACGUACCUAGGCACAUUUUUUAGCGAGACACGAAAUGAGCCAAUGAGUACAUAUUUUACUGCAUUUUCCAAAAGUAAUGAACACUAGAGGCAGUAAAACUCUUUUCAGACAAAUUUAGAUAAAGUGCAAUUUUCGCGUACAUACCUGAUGUAAGAACACUGCAAUACGUAACCCGUGUUUUAGCGCCAUUUAGUGGACAUUUCCUUUGAAAACUGCUGUGAUAUGUACUUACUGGUACACACAGUAUUUCACAUCUUGCUAAAAUGUGCUCCAAGGUACGUUUGUACCACGAGAUGACACCAGUGUGGAAAACGGGAGAAACACUCUGCAACAAAAAUCAGUUUUUAUAUAUGUGUAUAUGUAUGUUUUAUUGCUUGGCCUAUAUCCCCUUCCGUUCAACUUCACAGUUUGCGAUUUAAAUGUUAUGUCAUUGAUGUGAAAGUAAAAAGAAAUUCUAAAGGUGCCAUCUGUGUUUGAAAAUAAUGAUGAAGAUGCAUACACAGCUUGUUGUGAAAAUGCUAUGUAUACUUGAUGGCUACACCACGGGUUACUUUUGAGGUCUGACACAAAUAAAACAUGGAAAAUGUACGUACGUUUAAUCAUUAAAAGCUUUUUCGUAAAUGACAGUGAUUGUGCUGUCUAUUAGACCUGUGCUCAUCAAGUAAAGCUUUACGUUUGGAACAGCUUCACAAACAGGCUACGUAUCUGUGUUGCGAACAUUAAACGGUAGUAUUGGGUUAAACGUUUAUAGUCCUGACAUGGAAAAAUGAAGAUACAGAGAUUAAAGAGCUCGGUGUACGUUCUCAAUUCUUCGGUAAUGUUUCCUGAUGAUUAUAAAUAUUAUUAAUGUAGCAAAGUUUCAGAGAACUUUCCUAUUCCUUCAAUAAAUUCAUAAUUUGCCUAUUGGGUAGGAUUAGGGAUGUAGAUUAAGAUCAUGUAGGAUAAGCCAUUAAUAUGUUUAAUUAAUGCUAAUAACUCGUUAAGAGACACAAAAUAAAGUGUUAAAGUGGUUUUAAAAACAUUUUAGAGAAAAAUGUUUUGGUAUUAAAAACAAGUUAAUAACAUUUUGUCCCAUU